Messenger RNA from Histoplasma mississippiense, 1128 nucleotides. RefSeq lists its product with no specific name. Bases 1 to 1128 code for a protein of 375 amino acids. The record is from RefSeq and is a predicted model, not a curated record. NCBI's taxonomy places the organism in Eukaryota, Fungi, Ascomycota, Eurotiomycetes, Onygenales, Ajellomycetaceae. The transcript has 9 exons.
AUGGCUCUACCUUAUACCACCAAUCCUUAUUUUUGGCCUCCGGGCGGCGGGCCUCAUGAGGGAAUAUUGAGAAUUGGAUCUCGUGAGGUAGGCAUGGAUUCCACAUUCGGAGGUUUGGGGGGUUCCAUAUUCGCGGGUAGGGGGAUAGGUGGGCGAAUAUAUGAGAAUCAGGCAGGCAGGCAGACAGGCAGGGCUUCAAAUGCAUUGAAUUCCAUACACAUUUGUAAUGUGACGGCGCCGAGGCGAUUGCUACUCGGCAGCGGCACAGAGGAGGAUGGGUGGUUGGAAACCGGUUCGGACACCUGCGUGAUGUCAUGGGAUAGAUGUGAUUAUCCGAGGGAAACGAUGGGCCGUGUGGAGCCGUCACGGGGCCUUGGCGCAACCAAGGGUGUGACAUCAUAUUCCCUUCAAUACUCUGUAUCUAAAUCAUCAUCAAAUUUCUCUGCCAGGAUCUUGAACUUGUGCCUGGUAGGAUACGGCUUUGUACGUGCAACCGAACACGCCCUUAAACAACUUGGACAUCGUCUAGGAAAAAUGUUUUUCCAGGUGGCCUUAAGGCGUGGUGGUGGCAACAAGCAACAAUUGGCUAUUCUGCACACGCAGCAGCGCCUUAACGAGUUGGAAGCGCAGAUACGCGAAGACACUUUUAUCAAGCCUCAACCAACCCGGGAUGUCGCCGUAGAACCGCCGCUAAAUCGACCCGCAGAUGAUAUCGAUGAUGAUAACGAAACGCCGCCGCGAUUGGAGAUUAAGGAUUACUAUCGAGGAAAAAAUAGGUUAGAAUUUAAGGAUUAUAAAGAUCGCAUGUUGACUCUCUUCGCACGCCACCGCCGAUACUAUCGAAAGGAAGAACGCAAGAUAAACGACGCCAAACUCUACCUUGAUGCUCACGUUAAGCAGAAAUGGAUGAACAACUUGCGUGGCAAGGCACUAAAGGUGCUACGCACGGAACUUGAUCGACGCAAUGAUAAGCCUCGCAAUUACGAAGAAUUGCUCCGAAGUCUACAGACAAUUGAGGAAACUAUGUCAGAGCGACGACGUGCCAUUCGCAAAGGCAGACCUGCGACAUUUGUAGGAAAUCAGCGCCGCCCUGAUAGAUCUAGCAACCGUCGAAAUAAGAGGAAAUGA